GGAACAAGAGAGAAGCAGCCGAGUACUUCACAUUUGCUUUCCCAAACCAUGUGUUGUGCUUAGCAAGGAUGAGAAGUGCUACUUGAAAAGCCUGUUAAAAGCCCUCAUCCCCAGUUCCUACAUGACUGUCUCUGUGAGGGUGGUAUCAACCAGUGAAAUAGCUGCUGAGAGCUGUAGCGCAAGGCACGAAUGCAUGUGAACUCUGGUGCAUUUAAGUGGAAGUAUGUGCAUAUGGAAACUUUUUAUGUGUCAUAACAACUUUGUAGAAGGAACCUCUUUUGAACAAGCAACAGCCUGCAUUUCCACGGGCCCAUCUCUGUGAUCCUGAGGACUGGCAGUGAAACCUUCUCUGAGGGCUACUAUACAGUUUGAUCAAGUAAAAGUAAUGGACCCACACAGCCGGUUAUUAGAUGACUUAGGCUUGCGUUCCAUGUUAGAUGUAAAUCCUCAACAAGUGUUCUUCCAUGCAGCAGUUCACCUGUAGUACAAACCUGCAGCAAAAUACUCGUCCGCUUCACAACUACGUAGCGGGAUGGAGGAGACGAGAAACAAGUUUGAAGAAUGGAUGAAGACUUUAAAACACAGGCACUUGACUCUACUCUUCAAAGCCCAUCAGAGACAUUGCUUUCCAUUCGACUGUUGGACUUUAAAACAAGUUUACUGGAGGCAAUAGAAGAACUGCGUAUAAGAAGGGAAACAGAGAUUAAUUAUGAAGAACAAAUAAGUAAAAUUGUUGUAGAGAAACAGGAACUUGAAUGGCAGAAGGAAGCUCUGCAGCAUCAGACAGACACACUGCACCAACAAAACAAAGAAGCUAUGGCAUCUUUUAAAAAACAGUUACAGGCAAGGAUGUUUGCCAUGGAAGAAGAAAAGGGAAAAUAUCAACUUGCUGUAGAAACAAAAGAAAAAGAAAUUGAAGGACUGAAAGAAGCAUUAAAAGCCUUACAGAUUUCAAAAUACACUUUACAAAAGAAACUGAAUGAAAUGGAUCAAAAAUUACAGAUGCACUUAACAGCGAAAGAGGAGCAUCAUAAGAAACUGAAUGAAGUUGAGAAGUGUUACGCUACCAUUGCAUGUCAGUUUGGAAUCAUAAAAGGCGUUCAUGGAAAACUAGAGCACAGUGUACAGGAAGCAAUACAGCUCAAUAAGAAAUUAACAUCUGUGAAUAAAAGACAAGAGACUGAAAUUAGUAGUCUGAAGGAAGAGACAGCAGUACAUAAAAAAGUUCAAGAAGAAAAUGCUCACAUUAAAGAAGAAAAGCUGGAAAUUCUCAGCUCUCUACAAUGUGUGCAGGAGCUGCUUCAGCGACUAACCCAAAUGAACGUUAGAAUGGAAAGUGAAUUAAAUGCACUGAGAGAAGAAUAUCAGACCCUUGAAAGAGAUAAUGAGCUGCAAAGGGAGAAGGCAAAGGAAAAUGAAGAAAAGUUCCUUAAUCUUCAGAAUGAGCAUGAGAAGGCACUAAGAACUUGGAAAAAAGAUGAGGAAAACAUGAGAAGAGAAAUAGACACUAUUAAAAAUGAGCUGAAUUGCCUUAAAGGAGUUCAUAGAAAUCUUGAAGAUUAUCAUCCUCCUCAGGGAAAUCAGCAUUCUGAGCAAGUGGAAAAUCUGCAGAUGCCUUCGGCAGUUCAGCCCCUACCAGCAAAUGUGAGUGGUCAAGAACAUUCAAAAGACAGUGACAUACAAACUAUUCAGAAAGGAAAUGAAUGUAUGCAACCUGUAAUAAGAAAAGAUGGUAAUUCUGAACAUGAGGAAGAAACUGAAGUAAAAACCACAAUGGACUACUCUUCAAGCACUGAGGAACUGCAGAUAGAACAAAAUUUACAAGUUCUUGAAAACAGUUUUAAGGAUGAAAUUAAUGUUGCUAGCCCUUAUGAAGAAAAGCAAAGGGAGGCUUCUCCCAGAAAUACCCUCUGCACAGAUACUGAUUUAAUUACCCAAGGACGGACCUCAGAAAUACAUGUCACUGAGUGCAAAGAAGCAGAAAAUCUAGGAGCAGCACCUAGAAUGUUACUGGAUGAAAACAAUGCAUAUUUAGAACAAAAGCUGCAGGACAGCACUGAGCCAUGGACAGCGUGCCACACACAAACAGGAAAGAUCUUUUCGGACAGUACUGACACCGUAGGUGCCUACAAGAAAAAUGGAAGUCAGGAGACCAACUCUAGCAAGCAAGGGUUGGGCAAUACUACAGAUGAAUCAGUCUGUACUAAGGCAGAUAAAAAAUCAAAUACCAUACAACGCAACACAAGUGUCCUUACACCUGAAGCACCCAAACCCAAGUCUGAAGUGGUUCUUUGCACUAAGAGUGCUGGGUGUGAGAGAAGUACAGAUAAUGAGCAAGCAAAGGAAUUAAGUCUUGGCAUCCUAUCUUAUGUUAAAGAAAAUUCUCAAAUGGAGUACCAAAAACGUACCCAGCAGGACAGUGACAAUUACAUAGGCAAUGGACUACAUAAACCAGAAAAAAACUUGCUAAAUCUGAGUGGUUUAAAUAGAGAUAAACUUCCUUUUAAACAGACACACAUAGAUGCGGAAGACAGAAGUUACAAUGACAGUGCCAGAAACAUAAACAAAGAUGAUGUGCUGCGGAGUACUGGUGUUCCAGCAACUGCUGCUCAGAAUCCGCCAACCCUUUAUUGCGGUAAUGGAAGCAGUGAUGAUGCCACAAAAGCACACAGCGCUAAUAUGUCUCUCUCAGGUACUUUCAAUUUAUGCCCCCUCAAAAUAGACAGAAGAAUAUAUGUGGGUGACAUGAGCAGCAAGCAACCUGAACAAGACAGUACUGAACAACCAGGGAAUGCUACAAAUACAUGUACUUUGAAUGCUGAAGCCGUAUCUCCAGUGAAGGCUGACGGUCUUGAAAUAAUUGCUCAUAAAAAACCCCCAACACAUAGAGUUAGUACAGACAAACGAAUUCCAUGUAAAAAAGUUAAUGAUGAUAUUCAGAUACACUCCAUCAAAAAUGGAUAUUCCCUGGAGAUUAAUAAUUCAACAAAUAACACAUUGUUAAAAGAGAAAAAAGAUUCACUGAAUAGUACAGUUCCAGGAAGGAAGUUUGCUGAGGGUCACCUGAAAAAAUCAUGCUCUUUACCCAUGAGAACAUCUGGAAAUUUAGUAAACAUAAGUGGAAGGUCAUCCUUUGAUCUUUCAACCUCAGAUAAAAAAGCUGAGAAAACGCCAGUAUACUUAAACUUUUUAGACCCCAGUUCUUGUUCAAGAGUAAAUCAAAAGAGAGGUCAAAGUACAUGGACUUCAGCUUCCAAGGAACCUUCCCUUUUGAAAGAGAAACUACCAUGCUCAGUGGAAAACACAAAGAUUACUUCAAAAGCACAGUGUCAAAAUCUCAGUGAAAAUGUUGACAGAAGAGAAACAGGACUUGGUUCUACCAGUUUUAACAGAACUGCCAACACAUUGAAUACCUCUAGUAUCCACCAAGACCCCCAGGGAGACCCUAGUGAAGACCGGAAUGCUGUAGCAAAGACUUUUUAUGAUUCUUCUUUUCCCAUAGAACAUGAGAAAGAAAGAUUUACUGCUUUACAGCACGAGCAGAAGUCUUCUCACAUGACUGUAACUCCAACGAGAAGUGAAAGUGCACUCAGAGAUGAGGACAGCUCUUCUAUUCAUAACGUCAUUAUACAAAACCAAAUAGAAGAAAUUGAGAAAUUCCUGAAUUUGGAGAGAUUUCAUUCAGCAAGAAAAAGAAAGUAUGAAGAAAGCCAGUGAAGAUCAGUGGCAGGAGAUAAAAAGCAUGUCUUUUAGGCACAGAUAAGUCAUGUAAAUCAGAUGUGUAGAGGUAUUCCUACAGAAUAUGGUAUAUAUGCACCAUGCUUUCAUGUUUAAUACAGCAUAUACUUUUUGUAUGUUCAAAAAUUGAUACUAUCCCUACUAAUAAUGUUAGUUCUCUGUUUCUGCAAUCAGAUAUGCAAGUUCUUAUGGGCUUUGCCUGAAGUUUAAAAGUUCACUAAUGUUUUAUUAUCUACUGAUUAAAAUUAAAUGGAUACUUAAGAGUUCCCUUCUCCUGCUCACUUCAUUUUGGUGUCUCAGUCAGUUUCAGGCAAAAUCAGCUGCAACUGUUUCAAAAUACAAGAGUUUCUACAAAUAUUUACAACAACUUACACCAGUUCCAAGUGGCAGAAGAACAGGAAAACCUUUUGCUUACUUUUAAAUAAUUGGGCAGUAAAUGUAUCUGUUGUAGUUGAUUCUGUAUCAAUAAGAUCUCUUUCAACACUAAAGCAUCAGGUACGAUUUACAGAGAUUAAGGCAGCAGGAUCUUGCUUGAAAAAGCUUCACUUCUAACUGGUUCACAUUUUUCCUCCCUUAGGGUCUAAGGGAAAUUCUCUCACUUUACAAUUACUUGCAUUAUCAUUUUUCUGAUCUCCCUCCCUUCCUCC
Molecule: messenger RNA, 4385 nt
Organism: Athene cunicularia (burrowing owl)
Lineage: Eukaryota; Metazoa; Chordata; Aves; Strigiformes; Strigidae
Gene: CCDC73
Product: coiled-coil domain containing 73
Exons: 22
Coding region: 562-3717 (1051 amino acids)
Source: RefSeq, a predicted model, not a curated record